AUGAUUUUAGGGCCUCAAAUGAUCGAGGAUACAGUUAAGAAGGUGAGGGAGAUUCAAGCGGCGCAAGAUCGCCAAAAGAGCUACGCGGAUUUGAAGCGUAGAGUGGAGGAAUUUGAGGUCGGUGACAAAGUAUUGUUAAAGGUGUCGCCAAUGAAAGGUGUAAUGAGAUUUGGAAAUAAAGGAAAGCUUAGUAGCCCAAAGCAUAUUGGCCCAUAUGAGUUAAGAAGGUAUAUCCCUGAUAAGUCACAUGUGCUACAACCUGAAACUAUUGAGUUAGAUCAAAGCUUAACUUAUGAGGAAAGACCUCUCAAGAUCCUCGACAGUAAAGUGUGUAGUACACGCAAUAAGGAAGUUAAGAUUGUUAAAGUGCUAUGGUCUAACCAAGAGUAUGAGGAAGCAACUUGGGAAGCUGAGCAUGAGAUGAGAAAGAAGUAUCCCGAGUUUUUUAAGGUAUGGUGA
Messenger RNA from Chenopodium quinoa (quinoa), 459 nucleotides. RefSeq lists its product as uncharacterized. The transcript is spliced from 2 exons. NCBI's taxonomy places the organism in Eukaryota, Viridiplantae, Streptophyta, Magnoliopsida, Caryophyllales, Amaranthaceae. The record is from RefSeq and is a predicted model, not a curated record. The coding region runs from base 1 to 459 and encodes 152 amino acids.